Molecule: messenger RNA, 573 nt
Organism: Trichoderma harzianum CBS 226.95
Lineage: Eukaryota; Fungi; Ascomycota; Sordariomycetes; Hypocreales; Hypocreaceae
Exons: 1
Coding region: 109-321 (70 amino acids)
Source: RefSeq, a predicted model, not a curated record
UUCAGGGCCCGUCAUGGCCAUGCGGCUGGCCAUGUCUUCUCUACACCAGAGCAGCUAUCAUUCAUGGGCAGCAUAACAGUGACCGCGCCAGUUGGCCAGCAUCCCGCCAUGUAUCCCGCCAGGCCCCGUCUGCCGGCUCUGGCCCCUCGCCUGCCAGGCAAUUCGCCGCCGGUCGUCGAGAGGCCGAGCGUCAAAGAGCACACGGAAAAGGAGUGGGCCGCGCGGAAGGACCUCAUUGAGGCGCUAUACAUAGGCGACAAUCGCAAGUUGAAUGAAAUCAUGGCCAUCAUGGAGACCAAGUAUGGCUUCGCCGCUACGUAAGUCACGAUCCUGCUGUUUGUUGUUUGCUAUUUGCUACCUACCUCCUUGCACAUGCCUACGCCUACUCAAGGUACAUGCGAGUACUACCACUACUCGUAUGCAAAGAAUAGGCAAAAUACCAAGCGAGGCGAGGGGUGACUAACCCAGUGUGCUAACCCAAUGCAAAAGCGAGCAAAUGUAUAAGAAGAGAUUCAAGAAGUGGAAUAUAAGAAAACGAGCGUAUCGCAAAUCAGCUGUUGAGACCAAAGUCUC